Molecule: messenger RNA, 802 nt
Organism: Melitaea cinxia (Glanville fritillary)
Lineage: Eukaryota; Metazoa; Arthropoda; Insecta; Lepidoptera; Nymphalidae
Exons: 4
Coding region: 101-784 (227 amino acids)
Source: RefSeq, a predicted model, not a curated record
UUCAAAUCUUUAGUAGGUAACGGAAAAACAAUAACAUUGACAUUAGAAUUACGUGCUAAGUAUCUAUUUUAUUUUAUUCAAAUCUAAUACGUAAUUUAAAAUGUCAGCGUUCAAAGCUUUACGCGAUAUUAGUGUUAAUUUUGAAAAUGAACUCCGUAAACUAUCAACGGAAUUGUUCUCGGCUAAAAUCGACGAAUCGUUUGAAGAUGUCGUUGCUAAGAAAAUGCGCGAUAUCACAUUAUUUAACUCGAAAUUAAAAUUAUUGCAAGCAAAAGCUAUAGCGGUAACACCACAAGUAACGGAAGUGAACAAAGAUGAACAGAGAACAAUCAGCGACUAUGCAGACACAGCUACGUGGAAAGUAAUUGAACGGCAAGUCGUCAAGACGCUCACUCAAAAUCACGCCGCGAAGAACCUGAUAACUUCAACGAGUCGGAACUUAGACCCUGAGUUGCUUGAAAGAAAGGAGAAAAUAAUUGAUCAACUCCAGAAAUACAGACAAGCAGAAUCUGAACUGCGACAUUUAGAAACAGUUUUACAAGAGAAAGAAGAUCAGUUGUGGCAAACUAGAGAAGCAUGGGACGAAACUCUCAGCCAGUUGAAGGGCAGACAGAAAAUUCCUCACAAUGAGGAGCAUGUGUCCGGACCUUUGUAUAAGAAACUGCAGGCGCUAGUGAGCAAGACCCAGUUGAUACGCUGGAUGCUGGCCCAGUUGGCAACGUCGCGCGCGCGCGGCGGCGACCGCAGGCUAAGCGCGCUCGCACGGGCGCGGCGGGCGGACUAGACAAUAAACUGUUUGAAC